Molecule: messenger RNA, 1767 nt
Organism: Drechmeria coniospora
Lineage: Eukaryota; Fungi; Ascomycota; Sordariomycetes; Hypocreales; Ophiocordycipitaceae
Exons: 4
Coding region: 1-1767 (588 amino acids)
Cellular component (GO): Cdc73/Paf1 complex
Molecular function (GO): DNA binding; RNA polymerase II C-terminal domain phosphoserine binding
Source: RefSeq, a predicted model, not a curated record
AUGUCCGACAUCGAUGAUGAGCUCCUCGCCCUCGCCGGCGGCGACUCGGAAGACGAGGGAGAUGCUCGUUCGGGCCGCCGAGCGUCGUCGACGCCGCCGCCCAAGGAGUCGAGGCGGCGAGCCAAAGGGCAUGAGUCGGAGGACGAAGGAGAGCAUUCAUCCACACCUUCGACGCCAAACUCUCUAGAGUCGGCACCGAUGGACGAGUCCGACUCGGACGACGAGCAGCCAUCGCACGGCCGCGCGGCCGCCCCCGAUGGCGGUGCCGACGACGAAAAGUAUCCCGUCGACGGCAUGUUCGUCAGCCUCGCGGAAAAGGCCGCCAUCAUGGCCAUGCGCGAAGUGGAGCGAGAGCAAUUCAUCGCCGACCGCGAUGCCGAGAUUCAACGCCAACGACAGAACCGCCUGCUGCGGCAGAUGGUGACGACGGUGGAGGCCGAGGCGAGCAAGCAUCCCAAGAAGAAGCGCAGCGCCGACACGGCCGAGCUCGACGAUGAUCGCAAGUCCUCGCGGCCUCGCGCCGGAAAGACCAGCGGCACGGCCAUGGAUUCACUGCGCAGGGCGAGGGCGGAGAAGCAGAGACGGAAGGAGGACCACGAGCGCCGCAAGGAUGGCUUCUCCCCCCGCCGGGACUCUCUCGAACCGGAAAGCGACGACGACUUUGGCCCGGCGCGAAGCCGAACGGCGGACAAGGAGACGGCCGAGGAGCUGCCGCCCGCCGAGCUUCGUGACUUUGAGCGAGUCCGGCUGGGUCGCAACGAGUUCGCCCAAGUGUGCUUCACGCCGGGCUUCGAGGAGGCCAUCGUCGGCUGCUACCUUCGCAUCUCGGUCGGCACCCAUCCGGAGACGGGCAUCGAGCAGUAUCGAAUGGCUCUCGUCAAGGGCUUCGUCACGAGCAGACCUUAUGCGCUGUCCGGACCCAACGGCGUCUUCGUGACGGACCAGUACGUGAAGGGGGCUCACGGCAAGUCGGUCAAGGAAUUUCCCUUCAUCGCCGCCUCGAGCGGCAAGUUCACCGACGGCGAGCUCAACCGUUACCAGAUCACCUGCACCAACGACGGCGUCUCCUUGCCCACGAAGGAGUUCCUCGACGCCAAGAUCGACGCCAUCAACGCGCUCAUCAACCACAACUGGACCAACGAGGACAUCAAGGCGCGGCUGGCGAGACGCAACGAGCUGAAGCGACGCUUCGACCCGGCCGAGCGCGAGCGCGUCGCGAGGCUGCUCGAGGAAGCCUCGCGGAGGGGCGACGAGGAAAAGGCCGAGGAGCUGCAGGAGGAACUCGACAAGCUUCGGGGGCAGCGCCUGGCGUUUAGGACGUCGCUCGGCCCUCCCAAGGGCGCCGGCGGCACGGCGGCGUCGACGGAGCAGGAUCGCCUCGCCGAGCGCAACCGCGAGAACCGACGGAUGAACGCCGAGCUCGUCCGCAAGGCCCAGCUGAAGGAGAAGGCUCGGUCGCGCGAGAUCGAGAAGGCUCUCCACCGCGGCGAGCACGUGGCCGACGACCCGUCGCGGCGACUUCGGACCAAGGCUAAGUUUGUCCACGACGUGAACGCGACGACGCCGAGGCCGUCCCAGAACGGCAGCGCCGCCAGCACGCCAGCCGCGGGCACGCCCAAGGUCGCUCCCACCCUGAUGGCAUCUCACCUGGCGAAGCUGCAGGAGAAGAACUACGUCGAGAGCAAGGGGCUUCCCAUGAUCCACAAGCCGCUCGUCGACGACGACAUCAUCGGCGCUCUGGAUCUGGACAUUGACGUGGAAAUUUGA